GUUAUAUCAUUACAUGUGUAAUAAUGUGGAUUUUUGUUUGAUUUGACGUUUGAUAAAAUUUGACGUUGUUGGUUUUGUUUCACGGCGACGCCGUCAAAAAACGUGAUCAGCACGUCACAGUCACUGAUUUUCGACGUGAAAGUCUUUUAAAUGACCUAGACGAGACGAACCCAAAGUAAGUCGCCCUCUACUCUCAGGAGAACAUACAAAAUCUAUUGAUAUUAUCCAGUUUUUAAUUUAUUAUCACAGAAGAUGUUGCGCACAAUUGUUGUACGAAGUGAUUUGGCGAAAAGCACUCUCAGAAAAGUUGUCCGGUCAAAUAUUGUCAGAACUUUGAGUGUAGAAUGCACAAAAAGGCGAAAUAAUCACAGAUCGCUUCUCCUGAGAGAAAAUAGGGCACUGCAAUGGCAAGGCCCUUCGGUAAAUUUCUUCCGGCGUUAUGCAACCGAUUACCCUCCACACACCAAAGUCCUCCUACCUGCCCUUUCUCCAACCAUGGAGUUGGGGACAAUCGUCAGUUGGGACAAAAAAGAAGGCGACCGGCUAAACGAAGGAGACUUAUUAGCCGAAAUCGAGACUGAUAAAGCCACCAUGGGCUUUGAAACCCCCGAGGAGGGCUACCUCGCAAAAAUUCUCAUCCCCGCGGGCUCUAAAGACGUGCCCAUUGGCAAAUUAGUGUGUAUUAUUGUGGAAAAUGAGGCCGACGUGGCCGCUUUCAAAGACUUCAAGGAUGAUGGCGCCGCCGCUGCGCCGCCUAAACCCGCUGCUGCUCCCGCGCCGGAAGCCCCUGCGGCCGCCCCGACGCCGCCCCCCGUGCCAGCGGCUCCCGCGCCACCGACGGUGCCACCGCCAGCAGCGGCAAGUGAUCGUGUUUAUGUCAGUCCAAUGGCGAAGCGACUAGCCGAGCAACGUAACAUUCGUUUACAGGGCAAGGGGACGGGUCUUUUCGGGUCCGUAACGUCGUCCGAUCUUGAUAGUAUGGCUGCCGGGGCUCCGGCAGCGGCGGGUGCGAAGGCGCCGCCUCCAGGACCGGCUAACGUGCCGAGCGGGGCCCCCUAUGUCGAUAUUCCGGUGUCAGGAAUGCGCGGCACGAUUGCUAAAAGACUGCUGCAGUCUAAGCAGAACGUUCCUCAUUAUUAUCUGACUAUUGAAUGUAAUGUUGAUAAGUUGUUGAAACUGAGAAGUCGAUUUAAUAAGAAGUUUGAGAAGGAGGGUGUGAAGUUGAGUGUGAAUGAUUUUAUUAUUAAAGCGGUGGCGUUGGCUUGUAAGAAGGUGCCGGAGGCGAAUUCUGCCUGGAUGGAUACUGUUAUAAGACAAUACUCUUCAGUGGAUGUGAGUGUGGCAGUGUCAACAGACCGCGGCUUGAUAACCCCCAUCGUCUUUGGAGCAGACGGGAAAGGUGUCAUAGAUAUCAGUAAAAUAGUUAAAUCGUUAGCAGCAAAAGCUCGCGACGGUAAACUUCAGCCACAAGAGUACCAAGGAGGCACUAUAAGUAUUUCAAAUUUGGGAAUGUUUGGAGUUGACCAAUUCAGUGCCAUAAUAAAUCCACCACAAAGCUGCAUUUUAGCAGUUGGUACCACUGCCAAGCGUUUAGUACCCGACGAGUCGGAAAAAGGAUUCAAGGAAUCCCAAUUUAUUUCGGUGACGUUGAGCAGCGAUCACAGAGUCGUUGAUGGAGCUGUUGGUGCUCAGUGGCUGAAAUGGUUGCGCCAGUUCUUAGAAGAUCCAGAAUCGAUGAUCCUUUAAGUUAUUGAAAUCAUACAUAUUUGUUAAGUUUCUCAUUUAUCAUUUUCGUGCCGUGUUUUCGAAUUAAACAUAGAGAAGACCUGAAGUUAAGGUCUCUGUUGGUUUAAAGAAGAAUUCUUCCAUCUGUAUAAUGUUGCAUUUACGAUAAGAUUUGUAGUGGAACUUAUACCAACAGAUUUAGUUCGAGAGACAGGUAAUCAUCCAAACAUUGUGUUUCAUGAAGACUUUCAUUGCUGUUUAUAUAAAAAGUUGUAAUUCUUUGUUGAGCAAAUGUAUUUAUGUAUUUAAGGAUAAAUAAACUAAUUGUACAUAGGA
Tribolium madens (black flour beetle) is the source of this 2061-nucleotide messenger RNA. RefSeq names its product dihydrolipoyllysine-residue acetyltransferase component of pyruvate dehydrogenase complex, mitochondrial (gene muc). Gene Ontology annotation, cellular component: pyruvate dehydrogenase complex. Gene Ontology annotation, molecular function: dihydrolipoyllysine-residue acetyltransferase activity. Gene Ontology annotation, biological process: pyruvate decarboxylation to acetyl-CoA. The coding region runs from base 253 to 1746 and encodes 497 amino acids. Lineage: Eukaryota; Metazoa; Arthropoda; Insecta; Coleoptera; Tenebrionidae. The transcript is spliced from 5 exons. The record is from RefSeq and is a predicted model, not a curated record.